AUGCCGCAAUAUCAAAGAAUGGGCCGCUCGGGGGGCUCAGCAUCCACCGGCAGCUUCUCCGUGAAGCUGCUGGUAUCCUACGCACUCGACUGGAUCGUCCUCCUCGUCAUCACCGUCAUUGCCGGAUUUCUGGGCCGUAUCGAGCCAAACAAGCGUCCGUUCUCGCUUGAUGAUCCCAACAUCUCGCUCCCAUUCACCGAACGCGAGACUGUCCCUUCGUGGCUGCUCGUCGUGCUCUGCGCACUGCUUCCCGCCGUCGCCAUCCUCAUCGUCUCACUCGUCUUGGUGCCCGGGAGCACCGUUCCUAAAGACACAUCCCACGCCUACAUCUGGAAGCGAAAGCUAUGGGAGCUCCACGUUGGCUGGCUUGGCCUUCUCAUGGCUGUGGGGUCGGCCUUCUUCUUCGUCAGCGGAAUAAAGAAUAUGUGCGGAAAACCACGGCCAGACCUGCUUUCCCGAUGCCAGCCCGACUUGGCCAAUGCCGCCAAAUACGUCGUCGGCGGUUUCCCCGACGCUUCCGAUGCUUCCAAGCUGUAUUCGGGCAACAUCUGCCAGCAGACUGACGCUCAUAAGCUUAAUGACGGGUUCCGCAGCUACCCCAGCGGCCACUCGGCUGCCUCGGCCGCCGGUCUGAUUUACCUGUCGCUUUUCCUCGCAAGCAAGUUUUCUGUUACCUUGCCCUUUGUCGUCUCGACCGCCGCACCGCUCGACGACUCUUUGCACACUGCCUUUCCGUCGCGCAUCGUUUUCGCCGACGCCGCCGCCACCGCCGCCGCGGACUCUUAUGAGACCGCCCGUCUUCGCCAUGGCAAUGAUGAAGCAUCAUUGCCCACCAAGUCUGGAAUCGCCAGGCGAAACGCAAAGUAUAACUCUCGCCUUCAGUCUCUGAGACGGCAGGCCGCUGCCCCGCCGGUCUAUCUUCUUGCCAUCACGCUCGUCCCGUUUUGUCUCGCCAUUUUCAUCGCCGCCUCUCGAUGGUUCGACUUCCGCCACCACGGAUUCGAUAUCCUCUUUGGCUUCUUGAUUGGCACCAUCACCGCCAUCUACAGUUUCCGCUACUACCACUUGCCCAUCACGGCCGGCGCGGGCUGGGCAUGGGGACCUCGCAGCGACGACCGUGCUUUCUGGGCUGGCAUCGGCCGACUGGGCUAUGCUGGUGAUAACUCUGACGAAUACUCUCGGCGCAUGCACCCUGCCGACCUCGGCGAAUCCGGCGAUGUGGACUUUCCCACGGCAGCACAGAGCGGUUCUUCCCAGGCGGCGGCUGGUGCCAUGCAUCGGGGAGAAAGGACCAACGGGUCAAGUUUCCAGUUCCAAGAUGUCGAGCUGGAAAGGAUGGACAGAUUGCACCCAGCUGGCGCGGCUCCAAGCGCGUAUGGACAGGCACAAUAA
Molecule: messenger RNA, 1392 nt
Organism: Ustilaginoidea virens
Lineage: Eukaryota; Fungi; Ascomycota; Sordariomycetes; Hypocreales; Clavicipitaceae
Exons: 2
Coding region: 1-1392 (463 amino acids)
Biological process (GO): phospholipid metabolic process
Molecular function (GO): phosphatidate phosphatase activity
Source: RefSeq, a predicted model, not a curated record